AUGCACUGUGGGUAGAAUGGUAAUUCACGCAUGCGCACUUCAGUUUACGGUUGGAGUCGGGCAGAAAAUGGCGUCGGCGAACUUCUUGGAGGAAGCUCUGAGUACAGACGUCGACGAAUCGGCUGUCAGUGCAAUAGUAGGGUCGUUGGAAAAUAACUUAGUUACCUCUACUUCUACUUCAUCCAGUGCCUCAGGGACGAUCACCACAGGCGCUAAGAAUCAUGUGAACAGUGCCAUUUCUAACGGGGCCCCAGUUUCGUCUGAGAAACAAAGUUCGAGUCCGGUAGCGGGAUCAGUGAACAAUAUCGUACUGAAUGAUGCAAGCAAAAUAAACACAAUACAGACCUCUAAUCUGGGUCAACUUAAAGUAAUAGCUUCUGUACCAGGUGAAGUGACAAGUAGGCCCAACUUUGUUAACCAGGUUACUUCAAGCGUAGGCCUAACCCAAACCACUUUAGCAAAUUUGACCAAAGGGCAGGAAUCAGUGCGUAUUUUGAUCCCCACAUCAAGCCAAGCUUCUGGUGGAAUGAACAUAAACAAUGCAAGACUGCCUCUUACAACUCAACAUGUUGGUGCUUUGCAGAAUGGGAGUGUCGCCUUGACGUCUCUUCCAUCACAGACUGUGGUGAACCCAGCUACGACUGUUGUUUCUCAGCAUCAACUCUCUUCUAGUGCCAAUGUGACUAAACAGAUAACUCAGAGUGUUCUCAAUGCAUUGGAUCCCUCUAAACCUGGAGGUGCUGCUGUAGUGAUAAAGACAAGUGGUAACCAGUUGGCACCUCAGGCUUCAAUCGCUUCGGCGGUUAUGCCUGUGCCAAUGUCAGUAAACAGUUCAGUGCCAAUGACGGCAACAAGCAUAAAUAAUGUGGUGUCUAUGGGAACUGCGACAACAAGUGGAACUUCAGUGGUUACACUCGCCAAACCACUCACUCAAUCAGUUGCUACAAUUGGAUCACAAGGCAAUGUGAUUUCUGGCAACGUACAAAUAUUAAAUAUGAAUGCUCUUCGGCCAAUGACACCAGGUAUUGGUGGUCAGAAGGGUCCCUUAAGAGUAGUGAGUGGAAGCCCCCUUGUGAGAGGAGGAGGAGUUCAAGGGCAAAUUACUCUUCAAGCGUUACAGUCCUUAUCACCUGGGACUCAAAAUCUUUUAAUUAAGACUGAUAAUGGGUUUCAAUUAGUACGGGUGGGCCCUGGGACUGGCGCAGCCGCCCUUGCGUCUGGUAAUGCAAAUACAACUCAAACGCUUCGCUUACAGUCAUUUCCCACACUUAGUUCCGUAUCGCUAGCUUCAUCAGGUACAUCAACGGCUACAACAGUUACUGCAAACACUAUUACAACUCAGGUCCCUGUCCCUGCUCUGUCAACUCCAACUACUGUAACUCCAGCAGUUACACCAACACCUCCAGCAACACCUCAACCUGCUCAGCCUCGCCCUGCUCAAGUUGAUACCACAAAGGAAAAAUGUCGAAAAUUCUUAGCUAAUUUGUUAGAGCUUUCAAGCCGUGAACCAAAAUCAGUUGAAAGAAAUGUGCGAUCACUCAUUCAAGAGCUGGUGGAUUGCAAAGUCGAACCUGAGGAGUUUUGUGAAAGACUGGAAAGGCUUCUGAAUGCUUCACCUCAACCAUGUUUGAUAGGUUUCCUCAAGAAAAGUCUUCCUCUACUGAGACAAGCAAUGGUAACCAAAGAACUGGUGAUAGAUGGUAUACGUCCUCCACCAGCCAGUGUUAUGUUCACAACUGUUGUAGCAUCUACUGUUCCUACGUCCACAGUUUCCUGUCCUCCUCUUCAGGUUACCCAAUUGAAGCCUGGUGGUUUAACAACUCAGACUGUAAGAGUAGUAACCCCAGGAAAUGCUGGAACAGCUACAAGUGUUGCACCUACUAUAAUUGGGGGAGUUCAAGGACCUCGCCAUGUAUUUCCCCAUCGACUUGUCACGCCACUCCAAUUUGUGACACCUGGCUUAACUGGAACUGUGAACAAAGUGUUUACACAUUCGGUGAUGACACCACAGGUGCCCAUCACCACAUCUGCACCAGGAAUCGUCUCCCAGUCGGUGUCAACUGCUGGUGUUGUGACUACGCAUCCAUCUCCUGUGGCCUCUCCAAGUCCUGGUUCAACUUUUACUACUGUAUCGGGCUCCACUCCGGUACUGUUUCGACCUGGCACCCCAGGCACGAUUCAAGUUCCUCGUGCGUUGAUGCCAAUUCGGCAAACAACUCCAAUACGUCCACAAAAUCGACCUCUUUCCCCUGUUAUAAGGACUACUACUCCAAUUAGAACUACCACCCCACUACUAAAUAAGACUACAACUAUUGCAUCAAAAGUACCUCCUAAAUUAACUGCAGCUCAGUUGCGAAUGCAAGGAAAAACCAUAACUGGUCCUGUUGUUACAUUAGGAGCUAAUUCAAUUGUUUCCUCAUCGGACUUAGUGAACAGUGGAACAGCAUCAACAGUGUUGACAAACAUGUCUGCAACAAAUCCAGCUGUUAUACAGUCUGACAAUAGUUCAAUUACUGCCCCUAAUGUGUCAUCAAUUGCAAUUCCUGGGGGAGCAGUAUCAACUCCCGUUAUAAGUACAGCGCUGGCUGCGUCUGUUAUAUCUGGGUCAACAACAGGCACAGUAUUCUCGUCCAACCUUAAAACAGCAUUUAAAGAUAAAGAUAAAAAAGUUAUUAUAGCUUCGUCCAUGGCAGCAUCAAAUGCAGCUGCCGCUGCUGCUGCAGCGGCAGCAGCUGCAGCCUCCUCCUCAUCUAACUCCGCUCUGUACACAGGAGAUGAUGACAUAAAUGAUGUUGCUGCUAUGGGUGGUGUUAAUAUAAUUGAGGAGACCCAAAGAAUAUUGGGAUCCACAGAAUUUGUGGGAACACAAAUCCGGUCAUGUAAAGAUGACAUAUUCUUACAUGGAGCUACAUUGCAGCACAAAAUUAAAAAUAUUGCUAGUGAAAAGGGUCUUGAGGAACCAAGUGCAGAUGUUGCUGCCCUUAUUUCACAUGCCACCCAAGAAAGGUUAAAAAAUUUUGUGGAAAAGUUAGCUGUUAUUGCAGAACAUAGAAUGGAUAUCAUUAAAAUUGACCCAAGAUAUGAAAUAUCUCAAGAUGUAAAAGGACAACUUAAAUUUUUAGAAGAAUUAGACAGAAUGGAACGCAAAAGAAAUGAAGAAAAAGAACGUGAGCUUUUAUUAAGAGCAGCCAAGAGUCGGUCGAAGAGUGAAGAUCCAGAACAAGCAAAAUUAAAAGCAAAGGCCAAAGAGAUGCAAAGAGCAGAAAUGGAAGAGGUACGGCAGAGAGAAGCAAACAUGACGGCUUUGCAAGCUAUUGGCCCAAGAAAAAAACCUCGUCUUGAUGGAGCACUAAGUGAUGGGGGUACAACUGCCCCUGGUAAUGGAACUUCUUCUACUAGUAAUGGCAAUGUAUCUGGUAGACCUCAGCUUCCCAGCCGACCUAGACUAAAAAGAGUUAAUAUCAGAGAUCUGGUGUUUUUACUUGAACAAGAGAAGGAAUCAAGUAGAUCAACAUUUUUAUACAAAGCUUAUUUAAAAUAAUAGUUAGAAAGGAUUAUUUCCUGUGUUUAUCUUCAUUUUACGUGCAGAUUAUCCUUUGUGUUAGCCUUGUGACACAUUGUGGAGUUACAAUUUGGAAUACUUAUUUCCCAGCAAUCUCUCAACCCACGUCCUAGUCCACCAUAGUUAAAAUAUGCAUGUAGGUUGCUGGAAAUUUAAAAAUUGUAUCCAUUGUGGUUGUGUCAACUACAUCUAGUUGGUUUCUCCAUGUAUUCGGGACCACUCACUCUUAAGUUAUGUGAUAACAAGCCUCACGAGGUAGGGAAAAUGAAAGCAAAUAAAAUUUGACUUUAGAAGAUCCACUGUUUAUUGUACGUAACUGGUAGCCAGUUAGUGUUCUGAAAGAAAUAACAGAGCUUAAAGGUGUUUUUCUUUUUGCUAAGCAGAAAAUAUUAUUGCUACUUGAAUUGCCCCAUCACAAUGAUAUGGACUUAAAUUCAUUUCAGGAUUCAUCUGAUGCUACUUAAUUACUUUCUAAAUGGAGCUGCACUGACAAAACAAAAACCCUCUUAGGUAUUCACGUAUUCAUUUUUGCUUUGCUCUCCUCUCUCAUAUUACUUUUCUAUUAACUGUUCACUUUUUGUACUGCUGUUCCUGUCUGGUCUGGUUUAGGAAUUAGUUUAGCUCAAGUUCCACCUGUGUUCUGUAAACUUCAAAGAACAUAAUGGUAUUAAACUCAGGAACAUAAAUGUUAGUUACAUGUGUAUUCUUAAGGAAAAUUGCAUAAUGUAGUUUUGUCGUACAGUUUAGUGGCAUGUGAUUGCUCCUAUGUUACAGUUCAUAUUGGCCGUUAUUUACUUGUUCAACUGUAAACGUCAUUGUCUAUUGCUUGUCCUGUUUUGCUUUUCUUUACUGGGAAAGUUUUGUUAUGGCUUGUGGCUAGGUGAUUGAAACUAUUUUAUGCAUGUACAGCUUACUACAGGAAAUGUUUGAUUUUCUUUUUUCUCUCCUAAAUUGUCAACCUUUUUCUGAUAAAAGACUAACAUAGAUUUUGCGGAUUUAUGUUUGCCCCCAGGUGUUAAAAAGCCUCUAUUACCCUCACUAAUUAUCUGGCCGGUCUCUUGUUUGACUUAGGUAUGUACAGCACCAACUUUCUGGUUAACCCUCCUUUAAACUUUUUAAUUAAUUUAAAUAUUUUUGAUAAAAUUUUGUUCACUUUUUGUCAAAGCUAAGCUAACAGUCCCACUUACUUUAACUCAUCAGAUCUUUGUCCUUGUGGAAGUGAUUGCUCUCAACAAGAAAACUUUGUAGGAUUUCUCUGAGCAAUAAAGUAGGUGAAAUGUUUUCUCCAUUGAUCAUUAUUGAGAUGAGCUUGCUGUAAGACUAAUGUUUUUCGAUACAUUUUCUACACUAUAUUGAAAAUAGUUUGUAAGUCUUAUAACUAGCAAAUCACUGGGCGUCCAAUUUUUAAAAUUUGUCUGAUUUUGAAGGGUUUUUUCUAAAUUUUCUAACUGUUAAAAUUUUGUAUCGUCAUUCUUCAUCUACCACAAGCCAUUUGUUAUGUUUUUCUUUGUGUGUGUUUAAUAUAAUACAAACUAUUGUAGGAUAAAACCGGCUUCCAUUUUGAAUCUUAGUUGUCUCAGAGGCUUAUAGGUUUCCUCAAAAUAUACUAGUCUUUAUGGUCAUCAAAUACGUAGGCAGCAUUAAUGUUCGUUCAGGUCAUACCAUUUGAGUCUUUGUUCAUCAAAUGGAUUAAUUUAGCUCAAUGGAUUUUGUAAAUAAGAAAUUAUACAACGUUUAAAACCACAGUUCUGAAAAUUUUGUACAUACAGUAUUUGUAUACUUGUUUCCUAAAGUGAGUACCUUUUUGUGUUGUUUUAACAUUAUUCAUAAUUUAUAUUCUUCUGCAUCUUAAAGAUAACUUACACUCACUUGUUUACACCCUAGCUGACAAGUACACAUGUAUGCCUUGUCCUGGAAAUGCACAUUGCACCUAUUUGUUAACUAUAUGUUCAGUCAUUUGUUAGCAAGUUGAGGCUUCUAACAUCAACUUUUCCAAUCUAAGCUUCCAUUUGGUUUUCCUAUGAUGUGUGUUCAGAAACCAUAAGGUUUAUUGUUGUUUUAUAUGUUCAUAUGAUUGCUUUGUACACAUACAAAAUUACUGGCUGUACAUAAUUAAUUUCAUAAAGGCGUUUUGCAUUGCAGCCUGUUUUAUUUCAAAUUAGUGAUCAUUAUUUGUUGUUUUUUCCCUGUAUAUUAUUCUUCCCAGAAAUGUUAUUUUAAGUGGGUUUACUUGUUUGUAAGGUAAAAUUUGAGACUGUUCUGUUUGUACUUGUGGGGAGAUGAACGGUGUAUCAAUCUAUUCUGACCCUCUUUUUCUUUCUUCUUUUUUUUUGUGAAUGUGUUAAAAUGGUCUGGAAAGGUGCCCAACCAAAUUAAAAUUAUAGACAGUGAGGGAAUAUUGAUGGUCCUAUGAUUUAACUGUUAUUUUGUGUUAUUGUAUGUUCUCAGUGAGGUGAAUAUGUUGGUUUUUAUUGUAUUGUUGGUUGUCCCUUUGUUUUUUGAUGUAAUACCUCUAUACCUGGACAUGGAUGCACAAAAAAUGCCUAGUUAUGUAUGUUCCAUACAUAUUGUGGCCCUGUGAACUUGUGUCUAUUUCCAUAGUUACAGUAGUCUUGUUAAUCUUAAUUCUUGCCAAGUAUCAGUGUGAAGUGAAAAGGUUCAUAUCCAUUUUUGUCUUUGUAGGUUUCAUCUAGUUUAAGGUCACAAGUCCAGGUGCUUACUGGGAGGGCAAACUGUCACUGCAAACUUUAGACCCAUGCCAUGUCACAUAUGUGCGCUGUUUGUUGUCAUUAUUUCAGUCAUACAUUUUAUGUUUUUAAUUUAAAUUAUCUACUAUGUAGAUAAGACUUAGUGACCCUUAUCGGGUGUAAUUUUAUGGACGUUCUCAAUUCCACCUGUCUUGUUGAACCUGUUAAAAAAAUUUCAAUCGCCUCUUCUUAUUGUAUCCUUAUCUAUUAAAGUCCCCCUCCCCCUUUCCCCCCUUUUUGAUAUAGGUGAUUCUGCAGUCUUUCUCUCUGUGAAAUUUGUAUAUCUCUAGUGGUGCAAAUGGAAAAAAAUUUAGGAAUACCCGUCAUAUGCAUACAGUUGUAAACAUAGUAUAUAUUUUUUUUACUUUUUUAUGUUUGUUGACAACCAUUGAUGUGAAAGGUAUGGUAUCUGUGAUGUUUACCUCCUGUGCCCACUUUAUGCAAGAAAAUAUAUUUAUAUAUAUUGAAGGCUGUGCCAAAUUCUACUGAAAGAUUGAAAUUAAAUAGUAGAUCAGGUGCCAGUUGAAAACA
Frankliniella occidentalis (western flower thrips) is the source of this 6840-nucleotide messenger RNA. It is a transcript of the gene Taf4, whose product is annotated as transcription initiation factor TFIID subunit 4. Gene Ontology annotation, cellular component: transcription factor TFIID complex. Gene Ontology annotation, molecular function: DNA binding; RNA polymerase II general transcription initiation factor activity; protein heterodimerization activity. Bases 17 to 3541 code for a protein of 1174 amino acids. The record is from RefSeq and is a predicted model, not a curated record. The transcript is spliced from 13 exons. NCBI's taxonomy places the organism in Eukaryota, Metazoa, Arthropoda, Insecta, Thysanoptera, Thripidae. Gene Ontology annotation, biological process: DNA-templated transcription; transcription initiation at RNA polymerase II promoter.